Lathyrus sativus (Indian pea) is the source of this 222-nucleotide messenger RNA. The record is from the annotation of a GenBank genome assembly. Lineage: Eukaryota; Viridiplantae; Streptophyta; Magnoliopsida; Fabales; Fabaceae.
AUGCUUUCAAGCCCAAUAUUGUCAAGAUCACAUGAAAGUCAUCAAGCUCAUGAAUUCAUUAUUGACUUAAGAGGAUUUAAGAAUACUGCUGGAAUAGAGCCCGAAGAUGUUGCGAAACGUCUCAUGGACUAUGGAUUUCAUGGACCAACAAUGUCAUGGCCUGUGGCUGGUACACUCAUGAUUGAGCCUGUUGCAGUGAGAAUCAAGAUACCAAGCUAUUGA